AUGGACGACUUAACGUGUUCAAAUGAGACCAUGAUGCCAUUGAAAGCUUCAAGUAAUUGUACCAAUAUGUCAGUCUGUGAGAAACAAGAGACUAACAUUAACAUGUAUGUUCCAAUGUCAAUGAUGGUAACGGGAAUGACAGGCAACUUGGCGGCCCUGCUAGUCCUUUACACACUGUCAAAGGACAUCCAAAGGACGGUUUAUUUCCCGCUUCUCUCUGGAUUAGCUUGGGCUGAUUUGAUUGGUCAAGCUCUGACCAGUCCCAUACCAAUCCUUGUCUACUCCAAGAAAAUCAAGUUGGGCGGUUAUUUGUGUAUGUUCAACGGGUUUGUUAUGGUGUUUUUUGGUCUCCUGACACCACUCUUGGUCUGUGUCCUGUCUUUGGAACGAAUGCUCUCUCUGAAGUUCACGUAUUUCUAUCACAG
Octopus sinensis (East Asian common octopus) is the source of this 425-nucleotide messenger RNA. Its product is annotated as prostaglandin E2 receptor EP4 subtype-like. Gene Ontology annotation, cellular component: plasma membrane. Lineage: Eukaryota; Metazoa; Mollusca; Cephalopoda; Octopoda; Octopodidae. The annotation marks the transcript as partial. Gene Ontology annotation, biological process: adenylate cyclase-activating G protein-coupled receptor signaling pathway; positive regulation of cytosolic calcium ion concentration; inflammatory response. The transcript has a single exon. The record is from RefSeq and is a predicted model, not a curated record.